Molecule: messenger RNA, 2142 nt
Organism: Cyclospora cayetanensis
Lineage: Eukaryota; Apicomplexa; Conoidasida; Eucoccidiorida; Eimeriidae
Product: ice-structuring glycoprotein-like
Exons: 8
Molecular function (GO): oxidoreductase activity
Source: RefSeq, a predicted model, not a curated record
AUGGGCAUCCUCCCCACAACAGCAUGCGUGGCAGCAGCCUUACCAGCCGCAGCAGAUGCCACAGCAGCUCGUAGAGGGCCUUACAUCACCUUGGUCGGAGAUGCAACAACCCACGGAGACUCAACAACUGCCUCCCCAGCAACACUUAAGGGGGCUGAACUUCCUGCAAAAGAACCGCCCCCAGGCUUUUCCUACAGCGAUGAAUUGACAGCAGUCGAGGAGGAUUUAGAAGAGUUGGAUGUGCAUGCAGCAGGAGGGCAGGCUGGCUUUUCUGAGGCGAGCGUCGCAAGGGAAGGAGGCCAGGCUGUAGCGACAGAAGCAUUUUUCGCAGCACUGCUGUUGCUCCUGUUGCUGCUGCUGCUCCAGCGCCAGCAGCAGCUGGUGCGAAGCCACCCGAGCGCAGCAGCAACAGGAUGUCGAUGCCUUUCUUUGGGGGGCAUGCAACAAACUGUGCGUUCAUCUCAAGUGUGCAGAGAUGUACAACAAACAGCAGCAGCGCGUGCUGCACCAGAACCGCGUGCUGCAGCGGCUGCAGCAGCAGCAGCGGCGGCUGCAGCAGCAGAGUCAACAGCAGCAGCAGCAGCGACAGCAGCAGCCGCAGCAGCAGGUGUGUAUGCAUGCGUGCCGAGAGGCGCUCAAGUCUUUAUGCAUAGCUUUUUGACGAAGGUGUUUUGUCUGAUUCCGUGCUUUUGGCUUCCCCUCUGCGUGCAGGAUGAUGUGACGGGUUUAUCCGGCCGUCAUGUGAUGAUUUUUAGAGGAUAUAAGUCAAUCGUUGAGUGUCUAGCUGCGCCACCCUCUGUUGUGGCGGCAGCAGGGGCAGCAGCGCCCCCUCCCCCCGGCCCUGCGGCAGCUGCAGCAGGAAGCGCAGCAGCGGCUGUGCGGCUGCUGCUCCGGCAUCCAAAGAUUCAUUUGAAUACGCCUGUUCGACGGGUAGCAGUGACAGAGGAAGGAGUUACUCUGCAGCUUUUGGCUGGGCAGGAAACUGCGCCGUUCGACUAUUGUCUUAUUACGCUGCCUCUAGGUGUGCUGAAAGCGUCUCUCGACGCCUACAGCACCGACGGCAGCAACAGCUGCACUGAGACUGCAACAAGUGGGGAGGCAUGCGGCGCAGUCUCGGUAGAAGGCAGCGGAGCAGCUGCUGAUGGGCAGUGUCUCCCUGCUGCUGCUGCCGCUGCUGCAGCGACAACGGCUGCUGCCGCGCGCAUGCUGGGUAUGGCGGAGGCGACUAUGCAUCACGUGGCUGCAUGCGGACUGGAAGCUGCCGCAGCGGAGGCUGCGGCAGCGGCUGCAGCGGGGAGUUGCAGCGGCAAAAUGCUGAUUCAUGGCACAGGGCUAAAUACGGCUGCUGCAGCAAGUGGCGCAGCAGUUGCAACAAAUGCUGCAGCGGCUGCUAUCGCGACAGUGCGUGCUGCGGAGUCGGGAGCGGCGUACUCCCCUGCAGCUGCUGCAGCUGCAGGGGAGUAUUUGGGGUGUCUGGACAGCUUCCACGAGCUGCCUAUCCCUUUGGCGCUUCCAGAUCACAUUUGCAAUCUCAUUUCCACAGGAGAGGCGUCGUCGAGUGUGGCGGGGCAGCAGCAGCAGCAAGCAGCCGCUGCUGCUGCAGCCGCUGCUGCCGCAGACAAGGCAGCAGCAGCAGCAGCAGCUGCGAUGCAGGUGGGAGGAUCGCAAGGACGCUUUUCCACGUGGGCUUUGCAGCACGCAGACUCGACAGCCGCUGCAGCAGCGGCUGCUGCAGUCGCAGCUCAAGGCGUCUCUCCAGCUGCAGCGGCAAGAGCAUCUGCCGUGGCAGAAGCAGCCGCUGCUGCAGCUGCAGAGGCUGCCGUCGCAGCGGGAGAGUCGGAUGCCAUAGCUGCAGCUGCGGCGUCUAUUGAGUCGCGAGCUGCUGCCCUCGCAGAAGCAGCAACAAGGCGCAUGCAGCAGCUGUUAGAUGUCACUCGUGCUGCAGCAGCAGGCAACCCCACAGAAUAUGCUGCUUUAAAGGUAUCUCCGGGGGCGGCAGCGGCUGCAGCUUCCGCUGUAGAUGCUGGCGUUCGUGCAGCAGUUGCUGCAGCAUGCAGCACAGCGCAUGCCGCGGUAGAGGGAGCAAAGGCGCGUGCGUGGCAUUUGUCCUUUAGUAGGAAUAACAGCAGCAGCAGCAACAAC